Messenger RNA from Musca domestica (house fly), 2236 nucleotides. RefSeq names its product cytochrome P450 4g1. The record is from RefSeq and is a predicted model, not a curated record. Lineage: Eukaryota; Metazoa; Arthropoda; Insecta; Diptera; Muscidae. Gene Ontology annotation, molecular function: monooxygenase activity; heme binding; iron ion binding. Bases 87 to 1775 code for a protein of 562 amino acids. The transcript has 4 exons.
AAAGCGGAAUUCCAUUUCGAACAAUGUUGCAGUAUUUAGUUGGCAUUCCAACAAUAUACUUGAAAAUUUUCCAUUGAGUACGAAAUAUGUCAGCGCGAUCGGUAAUAGUCGAAAGUAUGGAUAAAGUAAACGAAGAAAAUGUCAUGCUGCCGGAGAAAAUUUCAUUAUUAAGUCCUUUGUGGACGAUCCUAGUGGGUACACUGGUUAUAGCAAUACUAUUUGAAAUAUGGCUACGCAAUACUCGUGAAUAUAAGUUAACAGCAAAUAUGCCAACACCGCCGCGGGUGCCGGUCCUUGGCCAGGCCCAUUUGGUUUUCAAUUUAUCAAAUGCAGAAAUCAUGUCGACAGCUCUCCAAUUCAUUGACACCCCGGGAUCGAUACUGCGUGCCUAUUUAGGUCCUAUACUCAUUGUGGGUUUAUGGAAUCCAGUGGAUAUUGAAAUCGUGCUCAGUUCUAGCAGUCAUUUGGAAAAAUCAAAAGAAUAUAAAUAUUUCAAGCCAUGGUUUGGUGAUGGUCUGCUCAUCUCCAAAGGACAUCAUUGGCAACACCAUCGGCGAAUGAUUGCACCCACUUUCCAUCAGAGUAUUUUGAAAAGUUUCAUUCCAACAUUUGUUCAACACUCCAAGAGUGUGGUGCAUCGUAUGUCUCUGGAAGCGGGCAAAGAAUUCGAUGCCCAUAAGUAUAUGUCCCAGGUAACGGUGGAGAUAUUACUCUCUACUGUAAUGGGAGUGAAAAAGCUGCCCGAACCAAGCAAAUGUUUGGAAUAUGCCAAUGCUGUGUUGGAUAUGUGCGAUGUGAUACAUAAACGUCAAGUAAAGGUAUUCUAUCGCCUGGAUUCCAUAUUUAGAUUAUCGAAAUUUCAUGAGAAGGCCAAUAAAAUGUUGGAUAUAAUUUUGAAUAUGACACGAAAAGUGGUGGAGGAACGUCAAAAGAAUUUCAAUGCAGAUUCGAGGGCUAUAUUGGAGAAUGAGGCCGAGGUUGCCAAGCGUAAAGAAGAAACAAUAAAAGCUGAAGGAUUGCGUGAUGAUUUGGAUGACAUCGAUGAGAAUGAUGUGGGUGCCAAGAAGAGGUUGGCUUUAUUGGAUGCCAUGAUGGAAAUGUCCAAAAAUCCCGAAAUUGAAUGGACCGAAAAGGAUAUUAUCGAUGAAGUCAAUACAAUUAUGUUUGAGGGUCAUGAUACCACAUCGGCUGCCUCCAGUUUUGUUCUCUGCAUAUUGGGCAUUUAUCAGGACAUGCAAGAAAAAGUACUGGCCGAACAGAAAACCAUUUUCGGUGAUGACUUCAUGCGUGAUUGUACCUUUUCCGAUACCAUGGAAAUGAAAUAUUUAGAACGUGUAAUAAUGGAAACUCUACGCUUAUAUCCACCAGUACCAGUGAUUGCCCGUCGCGCUGAAUAUGAUAUAAAAUUACCAUCCGGACCAUAUUCAAUACCGAAAGGCACUACCAUUGUCAUACUGCCAUAUGCUAUACAUCGUGAUGCGAAAUCUUUUCCCAAUCCCAAUAAAUUUGAUCCGGAUAACUUCCUACCCGAACGUACGGCCAAGCGUCAUUAUUACAGCUUUAUACCAUUCAGUGCUGGACCGCGCAGUUGUGUGGGUCGCAAAUUUGCCAUGUUGAAACUGAAAGUUCUGCUCUCAACCAUAUUGAGAAAUUUCGUCGUCAAAUGUAAUCUUAAGGAGGAAGAGUUCCGCAUGCAGGGUGAUAUUAUCUUGAAAAUGGAAAAUGGUUUCAACAUAAUGCUGGAACCAAGGCCUGAGGCUAAGAAAGCGCUAUAAAUAAGUAUAAGCAUGGUACAAUGAAGAGAAGGUAGGUCAACUUUGAAAAAAUUGCAAGUAUAGAGGUCUACCUGUUUGGCUUGUAGUGUCAGAAAUAGUAUCAAAACAAUAACAGAAUCAAACAACUUGUUGCAUUUAUUUUGAAAAAAUAAUUGAAAAAACGCGAUAACUGAAUGAAAAGUCAACACUUAUUUUCAAAAUCAUGUACUAUAUAUCUCUAAACGAUUAUUUCGCUGCAAAAACUCUAGAUUUUGUCGAUGCAUACGUUGAAAUAAACAUCUUGAAAACAUCCGAAUUUGAAUGUUUUCUGAACAAUUUUUUUGUUAUUGAAAAGAAAACAUAUACAUAAACAAAUAAAGUUGACAUAUUAAGCCAAGAAAAUAAAAAAAUUGAAAUCAUAUGGUAUCAUAGCCCUACCUUGAUAUCAUUGUACCAUGAGUAUAAGUAUGUAAAUUAAGGGG